CGGGGCGGCGGCGCUGGCACCGCCGAGCCGAGCCGUGCUGUGCCCAGCCCAGCCCUGCCCUGCCCAGCCCGGCCCCUGCCCGGCCCCUGCCCGGCCCGCCUUAGCUGCACCGCGCGGACCCAGGAAGCCCUGAUGGACAUGAGAGUGGAGCAGAGCACAUCCUGACCCCUGCCCUGCGCAGCUACCCCAGUGCCAGGCUCCGUGACGAUGGAUGAGUGGAAACCUAACCCUGCUGUCAAAGUCCACAAGAAGCGGAGCUGGUACCUCGCCUGGAAGUACAAGCUGAUGAACCAGCGCGCCCUGCGGAAGCUCUGCCAGACAGGUGCUGUCCUCUUCCUGCUUGUGACUGUAAUUGUGAACAUCAAGCUGAUCUUGGACACCAGGAGAGCUGCUUAUGAGGAGGAAGAGGAGUCUGCACAGGAUUAUGAUGAUGAGAUGCUGAAUGUGGAGGUUCCUAGGCACCCUGUCAGCAACAAGAAGGUCUUGGAUGUCGAGGUGUACUCCAGUCGGUCUAAGGUCUACGUGGCUGUGGAUGGGACAACGGUCCUGGAAGAUGAGGCUCGGGAGCAGGGAAGAGGGAUCCAUGUCAUCGUGUUAAAUCAAGCCACGGGUCAUGUGAUGGCCAAGCGAGUCUUUGACACCUAUUCUCCCCAUGAAGAUGAAGCCAUGGUACUUUUCCUCAACAUGGUUGCCCGAGGCCGGAUCCUGAUCUUCACUAUUAAGGAUGAAGGCUCCUUUCACCUGAAGGACACAGCCAAGAAUGUCCUGAAAAGCCUGGGGAGCCAAGUUGCACCAUUCCUAAGCUGGAGAGACAUGUGGACAUUUGCAGGCAAGAAGGGAGGAGAAGUAUACGGAGAGAAGCACGCCAAGUCGCCUGCCCUCUCUACGUGGGGUGACCCUGUACUGCUGAAGACAGAAGUUCAUCUGACAUCAGUGGAAGAUGCUGAGUGCCACUGGCCUGACACAGAGCUGAACCGCCGCCGGAAGAGGUUCUGCAGCAAAGUAGAAGGUUAUGGCAGCGUCUGCAGUUGCAAAGAUCCCACACCCAUUGAGUUCAACCCUGAUCCUCUCAAGGACAACAAAGUCUUUGAUGUGCCUGUAGCUGUUAUUGCAGGGAACCGCCCCAACUACCUGUACAGGAUGCUGCGCUCCUUGCUGUCGGCUCAGGGUGUCAAUCCACAGAUGAUCACCGUCUUCAUCGAUGGGUACUAUGAGGAGCCCAUGGAUGUUGUGGAGCUGUUUGGCCUCUCAGGAAUCCAGCACACUCCCAUCAGCAUUAAAAAUGCCAGAGUUUCCCAGCACUACAAAGCCAGUCUGACUGCAACCUUCAAUCUCUUCCCGGACGCUAAAUUUGCUGUGGUUCUGGAAGAAGACCUUGACAUUUCUGUUGACUUCUUCAGCUUUCUGAGCCAGUCAAUACACCUUCUGGAGGAGGAUGAGAGCCUGUACUGCAUUUCAGCUUGGAAUGACCAGGGCUAUGAGCACACAGCUGAGGACCCUUCGCUCCUGUACCGUGUAGAGACCAUGCCAGGCCUGGGCUGGGUACUCCGAAAGAGCCUGUACAAGGAUGAGCUGGAGCCAAAGUGGCCAACCCCUGAGAAGCUCUGGGACUGGGACAUGUGGAUGCGGAUGCCUGAGCAGCGGAGGGGCCGGGAGUGCAUCAUCCCUGACAUCUCGCGCUCCUACCACUUCGGCAUCGUCGGGCUCAACAUGAACGGCUACUUUCACGAAGCCUAUUUUAAGAAGCACAAGUUCAACACAGUACCAAAUGUCCAGCUUAAAAAUGUGGAGAGCUUGAGGAAGGAUGCCUAUGAGACUGAAAUUCAUCGGCUUUUGGGUGAGGCUGAGGUAUUGGACCACAGCAAGAAUCCCUGUGAGGACUCCUUUGUGCCCGACACUGAGGGCAAGGUCUAUGUCAUGUUCAUCAGGAUGGAGCAAGAGGCAGAUUUUACCACCUGGACUCAACUUGCCAAGUGCCUCCACAUCUGGGACCUGGAUGUCCGUGGCAACCACAAGGGGCUGUGGCGGCUCUUCCGCAAGAAGAACCACUUCCUUGUGGUGGGGGUCCCUGCCUCCCCCUACUCGUCCAAGAAACCCUCAUCAGUGACACCAAUCUACAUGGAGCCUCCCGCCAAGGAGGAGGGGGCAGCAGCAGUGCCAGCAGUUGCUGCAGCAGAGCAGACGUGAGACUGAAAGCUGGGAAGUGAAGGGGACCCAGGUGAAGACAGAGGCCCCCACAGUGCAGAGACAGAGUUGGCAGCAGCUCUUGGAGGCUGGUAACUGGACAUGGGCUCCCAUUUCAGGCUGCAAAAUGAGAUUGCAGAGCCCCUCCAGCCCCCUGUUGUGAUGUCCCUCUUUCUCACAUGGAACAGGGUCCUUCCCUGUAGAUAUUCCACUCCCUAUCCCAGGAACUUCUGGUUUUUAACACAGACUCUUUACUAACGCUGCUCCUUUUGCCCCCUGGCUGGGCAAGGUCAGAGGAAGGAGAUGCUCAACUUGGGGCUAGAGGGGGGCCUUGAGAAACACUUCUGCUUCCCCUUUCAGCCCUGAGAAGGCAGCAUGCUCACAUGCAAGUGCUGCAGCCUACCA
This is a messenger RNA of Pogoniulus pusillus (Red-fronted tinkerbird), 2589 nucleotides long. It is a transcript of the gene POMGNT1, whose product is annotated as protein O-linked mannose N-acetylglucosaminyltransferase 1 (beta 1,2-). The record is from RefSeq and is a predicted model, not a curated record. Gene Ontology annotation, cellular component: Golgi membrane. The transcript is spliced from 22 exons. Lineage: Eukaryota; Metazoa; Chordata; Aves; Piciformes; Lybiidae. The coding region runs from base 208 to 2187 and encodes 659 amino acids. Gene Ontology annotation, biological process: protein O-linked glycosylation via N-acetylgalactosamine. Gene Ontology annotation, molecular function: beta-1,3-galactosyl-O-glycosyl-glycoprotein beta-1,3-N-acetylglucosaminyltransferase activity.